Molecule: messenger RNA, 2151 nt
Organism: Homarus americanus (American lobster)
Lineage: Eukaryota; Metazoa; Arthropoda; Malacostraca; Decapoda; Nephropidae
Product: vegetative cell wall protein gp1-like
Exons: 2
Source: RefSeq, a predicted model, not a curated record
CCCGCUAGUACUCUGGGCACUACCAGCCAGCCAGUGUCACCAGGUACCUCCGCAGCCCGCUAUGUCACCCAGUACCCACAGCCAGCCAGUGUCACCCAGCACUCCACAGCUCGCCAGUGUCACCAGGUACCUCCGCAGCCCGCUAGUGUCACCCAGUACUCCACAGCCAGCCAGUGUCACCCAGUACCUCCACAGCUCGCCAGUGUCACCCAGCACCCCACAGCCCGCCAGGUCACCCAGGCCCACAGCCAGCCAGUCACCCAGUACCUCCGCAGCUCGCCAGUGUCACCCGGUGCCUCCACAGCCGCCAGUGUCACCAGGCACCUCCACAGCCCGCCAGUGUCACCCAGUACCUCCGCAGCUCGCCAGUGUCACCCAGUACCUCCACAGCCCGCCAGUGUCACCCAGUACCUCCACAGCUCUGCAGUGUCACCCGGUGCCUCCACAGCCCGCCAGUGUCACCAGCCCGCCAGUGUCACCCAGGCACCUCCACAGCCCGCCAGUCACCAGGUACCUCCACAGCCCGCCAGUACCACCCAGUACCUCCGCAGCCCGCCAGUGUCACCCGCACCCCACAGCCCGCCAGUACCACCCAGUACCUCCACAGCCCGCCAGUGUCACCAGGUACCUCCACAGCCCGCCAGUACCAAGUACCUCCACAGCUCUGAGUGUCACCCAGUACCUCCACAGCCUGCCAGUACCACCCGGUACCUCCACAGCUCGCCAGUGUCACGGUACCUCCACAGCUCGCCAGUGUCACCCAGUACCUCCACAGCCCGCCAGUAUCAUCCAGUACCUCCACAGCCAGCCAGUACCACCGGUACCUCCACAGCCCGCCAGUAUCACCCAGUACCUCCACAGCCCGCCAGUACCACCCAGUACCUCCACAGCCCGCCAGUGUCACCCAGUACCUCCACAGCCCGCCAGUGUCACCCAGUACCUCCACAGCCCGCCAGUGUCACCCAGUACCUCCACAGCGCCAGUGUCACCCAGUACUCCACAGCCAGCCAGUACCACCCAGUACCUCCACAGCCCGCCAGUGUCACCCAGUACCUCCACAGCCCGCCAGUGUCACCCAGUACCUCCACAGCCCGCCAGUAUCACCCAGUACCUCCACAGCAGUACCACCCAGUACCUCCACAGCCCGCCAGUGUCACCCGUACCUCCACAGCCGCCAGUGUCACCCAGUACCUCCACAGCCCGCCAGUGUCACCCAGUACCUCCACAGCCCGCCAGUACCACCCAGUACCUCCACAGCCCGCCAGUACCACCCAGUACCUCCACAGCCCGCUAGUGUCACCCAGUACCUCCACAGCCAGCCAGUACCACCCAGUACCUCCACAGCCGCCAGUGUCACCCAGGUACCUCCACAGCCCGCCAGUGUCACCCAGUACCUCCACAGCCGCCAGUGUCACCCAGUACCUCCACAGCCCGCCAGUGUCACCCAGUACCUCCACAGCCCGCCAGUGUCACCCAGUACCUCCACAGCCCGCCAGUGUCACAGUACCUCCACAGCCCGCAGUACCCAGUACCUCCACAGCCCGCCAGUGUCACCCAGUACCUCCACAGCCCGCCAGUGUCACCCAGUACCUCCACAGCCCGCCAGUGUCACCCAGUACCUCCACAGCCCGCAGUGUCACCCAGUACCUCCACAGCCCGCCAGUGUCACCCGGUACCUCCACAGCCGCCAGUACCCACUCCACAGCCGCCAGUGUCACCGGUACCUCCACAGCCGCCAGUGUCACAGUACCUCCACAGCCGCCAGUGUCACCCAGUACCUCCACAGCCCGCCAGUGUCACCCAGUACCUCCACAGCCCGCCAGUGUCACCCAGUACCUCCACAGCCCGCCAGUGUCACCCAGUACCUCCGCAGCCCGCCAGUGUCACCCAGUACCUCCACAGCCCGCCAGUGUCACCCAGUACCUCCACAGCCAGCCAGUAUCACCCAGUACCUCCGCAGCUCGCCAGUGUCACCCAGUACCUCCACAGCCCGCCACUGUCACCCAGUACCUCCACAGCCCGCCAGUGUCACCCAGUACCUCCACAGCCAGCCAGUAUCACCCAGUACCUCCGCAGCUCGCCAGUGUCACCCAGUACCUCCACAGCCCGCCAGUGUCACCCAGUACCUCCACAGCCCGCCAGUGUCACCCG